This is a messenger RNA of Arctia plantaginis, 264 nucleotides long. NCBI's taxonomy places the organism in Eukaryota, Metazoa, Arthropoda, Insecta, Lepidoptera, Erebidae. The record is from the annotation of a GenBank genome assembly.
AUGGAAGGGCCAUGCUCACGUAGCGAGGCGUUCGGCGCGCUCAGGGCGCUGCACGAGGCGCGCGUCGCGCAGUGCGCGCGCUCUCAGGCGCUGGCGCUCGAUGCGCGCGCGCUGCGCUGUCGUGAGACCGUCGUCUGCCUUGGAGCCGGCCUCCUCGGCGCCGCUCUCGGGGCCCGCUCGGAACGUCGAGAUUCCAUUUUCCGUUGUCGCCAUCGCACUAGUAUUAACAACCAAAAAACUUCAAUAUUUUUAAAGUUUAUUUAA